Messenger RNA from Sphaeroforma arctica JP610, 3457 nucleotides. RefSeq lists its product as hypothetical. The record is from RefSeq and is a predicted model, not a curated record. Bases 1 to 3285 code for a protein of 1094 amino acids. NCBI's taxonomy places the organism in Eukaryota, Ichthyosporea, Ichthyophonida. The transcript has 2 exons.
AUGCAGUUUGCGACGACGAAAGGUGCCCGUUCCUCUGCUCUGGUGGCCCGGUUAGCUCAGCCAUACCUAAUACAUUCACCCUAUGAAGCCAAAUUGCCGCAUGUGGACGACCCCAUAUUCUUCACUGAAAUCAUGCGUUUGCUCAAUGCACACAGGAGUUCUCAUCGUGGUUUACACAAUAAUUCGCAUAGUGAUGCACAGUCGGAAACAGAUAUAGAUCCAGAUAUAUCAGAGAACAUGAGUGAUCAGCAGUUGUCCUCGAAUAUACGCACAAUUCUGCGGUGUGCGUCUGCUGUGUAUACGGUUAGGUACGAUCGAGACAAUGUGAACAAGCACGUGCGCAGGCUGCAGAGAGCCGAGAGGAGUGGCUUACAUGAAUACUUCACCACUGUGGCGCAAGAUCGUAGCGAGGACAGAGACGUGGUAGUAGCAGCUUUAUUAGCUACUGGCUAUCUGUGCGGCAGUGAUUCAGUAUGCGAUGCGCUUCUCGAUCAAGGGUUCUUAUCGGUUUUAUAUAGGAUACAAAGCAGGUUUCCACAGCAUUAUGAUGUGCAGCUAGCUUGCACGUAUGUGGUCUACGCUCUUGUGGAGAGAAUGGUCGUGUCUCGCACAGAUAGUGAGGCAGAUAUACAGAAGGAUGUGUGUGCACAAGUGUACGCUUGCGCUGAAACCGCUCUUGCUACUUACUCCGAUUGUGUGGAUAUCCAAGCCAGGGCUAUCAUGGUGUGUACGCGUGUCCUGCAGCUUGAGAUGAGUGCGUUGGUUGCUGAAGGUAGUGACAGUGAAUCAGUAUUAGCUUGUAAUCCACAGAUUUUUUUGGAGUGUGUGCACCGAGCGAUGAAGACGCUUACGGGCAAUGCGCGUGUUCAGACAAGUGGUUUGCUCGCUUGGCACCGACUGUGUGUGUACGGUCUCACCACUGAUAGCAGCGACGCAGCAACCACAGUUGGCAAUGGCUCACAGUCUAGCUCACCUGUACCUAUACACACCGAGGUCCUGAACAGUAGAGUAUCCCAGGCGCAAUCACGAAUAGUGGACUCAAUCAUUAUGAACAAAGCUGACACAGAUGUGCUGAGGGCCAUGAGACGCUUCCCGGACAAGCGCGAGGUGCAGUCAACCGGCUGCCAGUUCUUCAGCUUGUUCUGCUCGAGCCCGCGUAUGAACGCGUGCGCGGCUUCGCAUGACUCGCACGUGGCCUUGCAGAAAACCAUGCAAUGGCACCCGCAGGACUUGCAGCUGCACACACGCGCUAUGCGAGCGCUGAUAGCUUUCGCAUUAGCAGGUACGGAUAGUGAUACUGAUGGAUCGGGCGCAAUCGCGCAGAGGGUGGCCAGGUUGUGGGAGGUAGCAUUGUAUCGAGAUGUAUGUGCUACCGUGGAGUGUGCAUUGCGUGAGAUGGUGAAGUUACGGGGAAUGGGUGGGGACGUGGCUGCUAGUGAUGGGCAUAACAUUGAUUCAACGCGUGCUGAUACAGUUGGGGGUGUGGCAGAGGAGGUUGCCAGUUGCCUAACUCCGUCAUCUCUUAUCAGUCUAGGUGAGACUCACAAACCAACCGACGCAAAACAGGUGGUGGUGAUAGGCUGUGAGCUUAUCCGGUUGCUGUAUACGCACGCGUGUGCAAUUGAUACGACACGACGGUCGGCUUCCGUUAGACGGCGCAGCAGCACAAAGGAGGAUGAAUAUCUGGCUUCGAUGGAGAAGUUAGGCACACAUGCCAGUGGGCACGGCUACUUGUGGGACGUACAGGCUGUUCUCAUGGAUGCUUUGGAAGCCUCUCCUGAUGACCUGUGUGUGCAGCUGUGUGCGCUGCAGGCAUUGUGUGCAUUCGCGGGGGAUGAUGCGAAUUUGAGCGGCAUGAAUACGAAGCAAGGCAUGUCCGUGAAGGUUGUGAACUUAGUGCUGACCGCGAUGGAUAACUAUUUGCACGUGUGUGCUCUGCAAAGGGUUGGGUGUGUAUUUCUUAUACGCGUGUUUGAGAAUGAACAACUACAAAUGCAGAAGGGAAAGUUGAAGGCCGGUUGUGUGACCAUGGGCACGGCCGUGAGAAGGGCGAAUGCGCACUUGAUCAUCCAGAAGGCGAUGCGCGCUCAUGACCAGGACCUCUCACUGCAAGCUUACGCCUGCGAGGCCUUGGUGGGCUACUGUGCUGAUGAGAACAACGUGCGCAAGCUGGGUGUGAGUGGAUUGUAUUUGGAUGUCUUAAGUGCCAUGCGUGGUGUUCUUGAUAGUGAUAGGCCGGAUGCAAAGCUAUGCAAGGAAAUGGAGGGGGAUAAGGGAAACAGGGAGGAAGCUAAAACGUCGCUUGCGUUGCAGCUGGCCGUGUGUACGGUAUUUGAUGAGUUUUGUGUCAAUAAGGAUAACAAUAAGUUAGCGGGUAUGGCGGAUGUACAUCUGCUUCUACAGCAGGCUAUGGACCGGAAUUUGAAAUGCGCUAAACUACAGAUAGUGACAUGCUACACACUUGCACAGUACUGUCGAAACGAACAGAACAAUGGGAAAUCGGGGGAAUCGGGCCUCCACAGAGCUGUGCAGCGCACAAUGGAGAUGCAUGCCAAUAAUGAGAACUUACAGGAAGCGGCAUGUAUGGUUUUAUGCAGGUACUACAGAUCGUCCGAAAAUGUUCAGCAAGGCCAGGCGGAUGGUGUACUCGAUGAUAUGGAAAGGGCUGCAGUGCAUUUUCCGGACAAUGUGGACAUCGUCAGUGCUCAUGCAUUGGCCUGCAAUUACGUCGAGCUGCUGGAGGCGCAAAAAACGCCUUCAGUAGCACCUGGGUCGGAUUGCAACGAUAAUACGGAUGACUUCAAUGUCCUAAGACAACGUAUUUUGAGCGAAACCGCAAGAGCGGGCGGCGCUCAUACCAAAAAGAGUGGGGUGAGGAGUGCAGGGGCUGGAGAAAGAGUAGGAGACAGCCCCGAAGACGAAAUGGAAGCUAUAGUGUGGCGCGAACAACGGGAUUUGAUAAAUGAUUCACCAAAAGCCAGGACGAAGCGUGCUGCAGCUCUUAAAGCCAAACGUAUAAAGCUGGUGAUGAACGCAUGCCUUAUACUGGUGGUUUUAUCCGUUGUGUAUGGAGCUCUGUGGCUAAUCACCCCUAGGUGGAUUCAAACGAGUAUGUUCAUGAGCCUAGAGCAUUUGGGAGUGGUGUGUACCUCCGUGUUUCUUUUCUACAAGAAGAGCAGAGAGAUCUAUAAGACUUUGGUCGGAGCUUAUAGAUGGAUGUCGGGAGCUGAGGAGUCUCGUGAGACAAGGAGUGGAUAUAUAGUCGGAUCCCGUACGCGUCGGUAGGAUAUCUUUCGGUUAGUUAUCAACUAGGAUGAACGUAUGAGCACUGUUGCGUGCGAUCAGUGCCAUCGCCCGUGUGGGCAAAUUUUUUUUUUGAAAGGUUGAAGCAAUUUUGAUGUAUAUGGACAUCAAGGAAUACCUGUUGGAAACAUUUCUGAAAUAAAGUUGUUUGAAC